AUGAGCGGCGGGGCCAACGGCCCGAGCCCGCCGCCCGCUGAGGGCCGGCUCUCCCCCAGCCCCUCGCAGGGCUCGCUGCUCUCGCUCCCGUCCCGCUGCAGCUCCCCGGAGCGGGAGGAGCCUCCCGGAGCCUCCCGGAGCCCGCCGGGCCAUAGGAAGACUGAACACUCUGAAACAGCAGGGGGGAGACAGGUGUCACCUUUGAAAGAUAACCUUUCACCAUGGGAAGAGUGGUUCAUUGGCAAAGAGAAGGAGCUGCGUGCCCGCCUGCAGGCUAGAGCUGCACAGGAAGUGAAUAAACAGCUUGAGGAAAUGAAGCAAAAUCAAGAAUUGCAAAGAAGAAAAAGGAUAGCUGAAGAGAAACACAAGGAAUGGGUCCUAAAAAAGAGAGAAGAGGAAAGAAGAGAAAGGAAACGAAAGCUGAACAAAGAAAUGGCAGAAAAAGCCACAAGGGAACUGGAAAAAAUGCAGCUAAAAGAAAAGGCUGACAUAAAGUAUAAAGAAUGGUUAGAGAAGAAGAGAGCUGAAGAGGCAGAAAAGAAGAAAAAAGAGAAGGAAAAAGAAAAAGAACGGGUGGCUGAGCUACAGGAGAAGAGAACAAGAUCAGAGAAAAUCUUUAAGGAAUGGCUGCAAAAUGCCAGAAAUAAACCACAACCUGCUUUAAAUGGUUAUGGUUUCCCAAAUGGGAAGUCUACAGGGAGUGCUGUUAGAAAUCUGUAUCCAGCUCCAGCAUAUUGUAACCCCAUUCCUUGGAAGCCAGUACAUGUGUCUCCCCCAAAGGAAGACACAGUUGUCACCAGGAAGAGGAGUCAGAGACCUGGACCUUGUCAGCCUUUACCAGUGGUGAUUUCUAACCCUUGUUUUGGAUCCCUGAGCAGAAAGAAGUUAUAGUCCAGAAAAAUGUUCUUACAACCAUGACCAAAUGGGGCCAUAAAUGUGAAGUUCUGUGUAGUUAUAUGUCCAGUGCAGAUUGCUUUCUGCCUGCCUUUUUUUCCCCCUUCCC
This is a messenger RNA of Agelaius phoeniceus (red-winged blackbird), 1003 nucleotides long. It is a transcript of the gene CCDC34, whose product is annotated as coiled-coil domain containing 34. Lineage: Eukaryota; Metazoa; Chordata; Aves; Passeriformes; Icteridae. The record is from RefSeq and is a predicted model, not a curated record.